This is a messenger RNA of Diospyros lotus (date-plum), 1576 nucleotides long. RefSeq lists its product as uncharacterized. Gene Ontology annotation, molecular function: protein binding. Lineage: Eukaryota; Viridiplantae; Streptophyta; Magnoliopsida; Ericales; Ebenaceae. The transcript is spliced from 8 exons. The record is from RefSeq and is a predicted model, not a curated record. Gene Ontology annotation, cellular component: cytoplasm; membrane. The coding region runs from base 159 to 1397 and encodes 412 amino acids.
UAUUUCUCUCGCUCUGUCGCUCUUUCUCUCUCUCGCCAAGAUAAAUAUCUGCGGAGAGGAGCAUCUCGGCCGAAGGUCUUCUUUUCUCUCCGAAUCGUAGAUCGAACGCCAAAUCUCUCCAUCUCGCCUGUCUUCUUGAUUUCUCCUUAACUUGGUUUAUGAGCAGCUCGAAGGAGAAACCCACUCUUGGUGGUACGCGGAUUAAGACCCGCAAACGGAAUAUUGCAGCUCCACUGGACCCUGCAACCUUCUCGGAUGCAGUGGUCCAGAUAUAUUUGGAUAAUGCUGGUGAUCUGGAACUUGUUGCUAAGAACAUUGAAUCUUCAGACCUUAACUUCUCAAGAUACGGUGACACCUUCUUUGAGGUUAUCUUCACUGGUGGUCGUACACAACCUGGCACAACUAAGCCCGAUGAGGGGGACCGCCAUCCAUUCUCUAUAAUAGACUGUGAGCCGAAACGUGAAGCCAUUUUGCCAUCUGUAAUCUACAUACAGAAGAUUUUGCGACGAAGGCCUUUUCUCAUAAAGAAUCUUGAAAAUGUCAUGCGAAGGUUCCUGCAGUCAUUGGAGCUUUUUGAGGAAAAUGAAAGUAAGAAGCUGGCAAUUUUCACAGCACUUGCAUUUUCACAGAAGUUGUCAGGACUUCCCCCAGAGACUGUGUUGCAGCCGCUGCUCAAGGACAAUCUUGUGGCCAAAGGGCUAGUUCUUUCAUUUAUAACUGACUUUUUCAAGGAAUAUCUGAUUGAUAAUAGCCUUGAUGAUUUAAUUUCAAUUUUGAAGAGGGGUAAAAUGGAGGACAAUCUUCUUGAUUUCUUCCCAUCUGCUAAGCGGUCUGCUGAAGCAUUUUCAGAGCAUUUCACCAAGGCAGGGCUGUUACCCUUGGUUGAAUACAAUGAGAAGAAAAUAUUUGAGGUGAAAUUGAAAGAAAUGAAGUCUGCUUUAACAACCCAGAUAUCCGAGGAAACUGAUAUAUCUGAAGUCAUAGAAAGUGUGAAGCAGCAUGUUAAAGAUGCUAAAUUACCAGAUGUUGAGAUCGUGCGGAUUUUAUGGGAUGUAAUAAUGGAUGCAGUUCAAUGGUCUGGAAAGAACCAACAACAGAAUGCUAAUGCUGCACUGCGCCAGGUAAAAACUUGGGCAAAUUUACUGAAUACCUUCUGCACCACUGGGAAGCUUGAACUGGAACUUAUCUACAAAGUCCAGGUUCAAUGCUACGAGGAUGCGAAACUGAUGAAGUUGUUCCCCGAGAUCGUGAGAUCCCUGUAUGACCAGGAUGUGCUUGCAGAAGAUACAAUUCUUCACUGGUUCCGUAAGGGAACAAACCCUAAGGGCAGGCAAACCUUUGUGAAAUCUCUGGAGGCCUUCGUGACAUGGCUGGAGGAGGCUGAGGAAGAGGAAUAAAAUUGGGCGAAGCUGUUGUCACAUUACAUAAUGGGUUGGGUUGCUAAGAGACGGGCCCACAAAAUAUUCCAUAUACUAUGCCUAUGCACUAUUAUUAUCAAAGAAUUCCAUACUCUUUCUAAGACAUGAGUGUGCUUUUGCUUGAAACAUGAAUCCUUUUAAAUAACCAGAUUUUACAA